AUGGUGAAUUCAUCUCCAAACGUAGCGUCAAACUCAAACAUAACAAGGGAAGUUAGCCACCAUCUCUCUUCUACGCCAAGAAUCGUGAGUGACGAGGUGAGGGAUUUCAUCGAGUUAUCCCUCUUCCAUGUGGCGACAACGUCUUUGGGUUUCCUGGGUGUGUUGACCAACUCUCUGUGCGUGGCCGUCUACAGCAAGCAGGGCCGAAAGGACAGUGUAACUGUGUCCCUCCUCGCUCUGUCCCUCAGCGACUUGGGUCUUUCUCUUAUGACUUUCUUAAGUGUGGUCAGCUUCAUGGUAGAACGAUUCGCGCCACUACCCAAAAUGAACUUCAUUGCUUUUCAAUACGUUGUCCUGGCCUACACCGCUGGCUGUUUUUACGGCAUUUCCACAAUUCUCACCAUGUAUUUGUCCCUGGAGAGAUGUAUUUGCGUGGCCAUCCCGUUUCACGUGAAAGGAAUGUUUACAAGGAAUAGGUCUAUAGUUGUGACAAUGUUCAUCACUAUUUUCUGCCUUUCGUGUUAUGCUCCAGCAUGGGCGACUCAAUCGUUAAAAGGGAAACAUUCCCCCAUCUACAACACCUCUCGUCUUACGCUCUCCUUAACGUCUAACAGAAGAAACAUUGAUAUUUUCGUUGACUCUUUCAUAGGCAUAGUUUUGCCUUCCGUUGCUCAAGUCGUGAUAACCAUCUGCACCGUUGUCAUGAUUUCAGUUCUAAACGCAUCAGCGAGUUUUAAAAAGAAAAUGGCUAACAAAACUGGAGGCGGAAACAAGAACGACAAAGACCUAAAACAGAAAAAAUCAAAGCCAGCAAAUCUCUCAGAUAGUCAGUGGCAGACAGCUAAAGACGUCAUGACGGAGAAAAGCUCAGAAGAUGUUCAACAGCCCACUGACAAGACUCUGUCCUCUAAGGAGGCUCGAGUUGUGAAGAUGGUUGUCUUAGUAGCGCUUAUUUUCUUUGUAUGUAACGCUCCUGUUCUCGUUACUUCUUACACUCGAGCUUUCGUCACUGAGAUGGACAUAGGGAAGGCGUACAACAACCUGUAUGUAACUGUGUAUGUUGGCGUCUACUUUUCCAACUCCUUCAACGCCUGGGUUAACAUUCUCGUAUAUUACAGGUGCAGCUCCAAGUUCAAAGAGACUCUCCUGACUAUGGUAAGGGCUAGACAUAGACUAUAA
Molecule: messenger RNA, 1179 nt
Organism: Aplysia californica (California sea hare)
Lineage: Eukaryota; Metazoa; Mollusca; Gastropoda; Aplysiida; Aplysiidae
Exons: 1
Coding region: 1-1179 (392 amino acids)
Biological process (GO): G protein-coupled receptor signaling pathway
Cellular component (GO): membrane
Molecular function (GO): G protein-coupled receptor activity
Source: RefSeq, a predicted model, not a curated record